GCGAGCCAUUUCGCUGGGGCCGCAGUCGCCGUAGUUGUCUUUGCGCAGCAUCCUCGCCCAUCUGACCGUGUGGAUUCUUCUUUCCGUCGGGGUUUGUGAUUAACCUCCAUUUUAGAGCUACGGCACAGCUCUUGGUGUUUUCUAGCUUUUUGUGUGUCAGUUGAUCGACAAAAAAAAAGAGCAUCGAACAGGAGUAAUGACGGACAACAUCGAGCUCAAGGACGCGGCCACCACGGGCGUAUCGUACGCGGUCGAGUCGACACUCGUGAACCGGCGGAAGGCAGCCUUCAAGAGCGUCUGGGACGAUGACAGCGACUCGGACUCUGGGGACGAGGACAUUGACAAGGACAAGAAGCCACGCAUACGGUUCGUGUUCCGAUGGAGCGACCUCAUAAUCAUCCUGGUAUACCUGGUGGUGUCGGCGAUCGGGCUGUACUUCGCGCUGAGCCGCAUGCUUCCGCAGGCGGAGAAGCUUCGGCUCGCCUUCUACAACACCACCAUCCCAGAGGGGCCCACGCCGCUGGUGCGGGUUCCGGCGCCGCCCAUGCUGCUCGCGUGGGACGACCCACCCUGCAGGCAGCUCGCCCGGGACCUGUUGGACUCCGGGGGAAACGCCGUGGAUGCCGCAAUUGCUCUGAGUGUGUGUAACGUAGCAUUGAGGCCGCAGACGUGGAGCUUGGGUGGUGGGCUCGUCAUGCUCGUCUACAACAGGACGACCAGGCAGGCGCACGUUAUCGACGCUCUGCCGUCCGCCCCCAAGAACCUGUCCGUAGAAGAGUUCCAUCAAGAAACAGGGCAGCGUCUGGAAAGGUUGAGAGAGGCAGAGACACUGGGCACGCCCGGAGUGCUGGCCGGCCUGGAGCUGGCUAACAAGAGGUUCGGCCGACUUGCGUGGCACUACAAGCUGGACCCUGUGGCUGACCUCUGCGAGCGCGGCUUCAACGUGACCGAGUCCCUGGGACGCGUCCUGUCUGGAAAGAGUGGAGACCUCUGGAACCACCCAGACCUCAGGAUGGAGUUUGUGCGCGAGGGAAGCAACGACGAGCUGCUACGAGCGGGCGAGACCCUGAGGCGACCGUCGUUGUCGGAGACUCUGCGCCGCGUGGCCAAACUGGGAGCCAAGGAGUUCUACACCGGCGUCAUCGCCAAGCUUUUGCUGCGGGACAUCGCGGCUGCAGGUGGCUUGCUGACGGCCGACGAUUUGGCCUCUUACGAGGCGCGCGAAUACAGUGCUGCGAACGUGUCGUGCGGCGCCGGCUCGUGGUUGCUCACUUCGGCUGCGCCCAGUGGAGGGCCUGCCUUGGCGAUGGCCGGCUCCCUGCUGCGCACCCUGGGUCCUCUGAUCUUCGCGCAAGACCUUCCCACACAGUACCGCGCGAUCGUCGAGCUUUUCAAGCAGAGCCUUGGCCGCCGGCUGCACGCCACGGCCUCUUUCUACGACGACACCCAGGGUGGAAUGGCGAGCAGGAUAGUGGAUGGCGAGCUGCUACAACCGCCACCCGUAGACGUCAGUCAUGCUCUCGGUGACCCUGGUGUGCCUGAAUCGGUGGCUGUCGUCGACAGCGUGGGUGACAUCGCCAUCGUCUACAGUGACCUUCACGGGGUGUUCGGCUCGCACUUCCUUUCCAACUCCACGGGUGUGAUAUUCAACGGCGCCCUGAGGGAGUUUCCCGCGGCCAGCGGGGAAGAGGGAGAGGAGAGUGGCUCCCUGUUCCGGCCAGGGGUGAGAGUGCCCAGCCCGGCGGCACCUGCGCUGGUCGUCGACGACACCGGUGACUUGCAGCUGCUCUUCACCUCGGACGCCCCGGGCAACCAGACUCUCACGGCAGCCAUACAGUUCUUGUGGCGGACGCUGCACACCAACGUGACCCUGAAGCAGGCAAUCGAUGCCCCAAGGCUGCACCAUCCCCUCGUGCCGGACGUGUUGUAUGCCGAGUACACGUUCCCAGGGGUGAUCCUUCAGAAGCUUCACACCAUGGGUUACCACCUGGAGACGCUACGCACCAACUCAUCGCUCAGGGGCGUGCAGCGAGACAAUGGCACAUAUCUGCUCAACCAGGACUACAGAAUAGUCUUCUGAAUGCAUGGUUUCACAAGUGCUUGCUAGAGAGACGCCUACAGCACUUCAGUUGGUAUUGAUGGGAAGUGCAUGCAUGUCGGCUCAGUAAGGGGCCCUCACUGAUUUCCGCAAUGUGCAGGAAUCCUGGGCUAAGUGCGUUGAGCACGCUUUCAGUUCUAGCUGUCUUUUCGCUGCGCUCUCGUGGUUUUGCACACGUGUCAUGACCGCAGAUACCCUGUCAUGCCAGGCUGCGCUGAAAUUACUACAAAAAGAAAAACAAACGAAAAAAUC
Molecule: messenger RNA, 2350 nt
Organism: Rhipicephalus microplus (southern cattle tick)
Lineage: Eukaryota; Metazoa; Arthropoda; Arachnida; Ixodida; Ixodidae
Product: scoloptoxin SSD14-like
Biological process (GO): glutathione catabolic process
Cellular component (GO): plasma membrane
Molecular function (GO): glutathione gamma-glutamate hydrolase
Source: RefSeq, a predicted model, not a curated record